CAAACAGUCCACAGAUCGUCUCUAUCACCAAACAUAACAGAACGCCAUAAUUUAUCAAAACGCAUCGUUUUUUCCGCUGUAUAAAAACCAAACCCUACAAUCCAUCGAUCACAAUGCCUCACCACCUUCGUCGACGAAUCUGACAAUCCUAAUCCCCUCAGUUUCUCUCUCUAAAUAGCAACACUGGACUUCAAUUUCUCUCUCUCUAUAUCUAACUUCACUGCUCUUGCGACGUCUGAUAAUGGCGGCAGCCGCGGUGGCUGAGAGUUCUUCUAGAUCUAGUACGUCGGCCGAUUCGUACAUCGGGAGCCUCAUUAGCUUGACUUCCAAGAGUGAAAUCAGAUACGAGGGUGUUUUGUACAACAUCAACACUGAAGAGUCCAGUAUUGGAUUGCGCAACGUAAGGUCAUUUGGAACGGAAGGACGUAAAAAAGAUGGUCCUCAAGUCCCUACUAGCGAUAAAGUUUAUGAAUACAUACUAUUCCGUGGUAGUGAUAUAAAGGAUUUGCAAGUUAAAUCUUCUCCCCCUGUUCAAAGUGCAUUACCCAUAAACAGUGAUCCAGCCAUUAUUCAGUCUCAUUAUCCCCGCCCAGCUGCCACAUCUACAAGCUUGCCUGCUGCUGCAAGUGGGUCUCUGACUGAUCUUAGUCCCCCCACUGCACAGUUGGCGCACCCUGGGUCAAUUUUCCAAGGUGGUCUGCCUUUGUAUCAACCUGGAGGGAGUUUGGGGUCCUGGGGGCCUUCACCUCCUCCAAAUGCAAAUGGUGGUGGGCUUGCUAUGCCUGUGUAUUGGCAAGGAUUCUAUGGCUCACCAAAUGGGCUCCCUCAGUUAUCCCAACAAUCCUUGCUACAGCCACCGCCUGGACUAUCAAUGCCUCCCUCCAUGCAUCAGCCUAUGCAGUUUUCUAGUUUCAGUGCGUCUUUGCCAACUGGAGCUUAUACUUUACCUGGUUCAAACUUGCCAGAAUAUCCUUCUUCUUUGGUCCCCACAAUUAACAGUUCAUUCAAUUUAACCUCUAGUACUUUACCACCUUCAACUUUGCCUUCGACUAUGCCUCCUGUGCCACCUGUGAUGCUAUCUUCUGAAACAUUGCCAAGCAUGAUGCCAAACAAGGCUUCAAGUUCUGCUGUUCCUACAACAACACUAAAUGCUAAGUUACCACCAGUGUUUCCUUUGACAACAACUUCAAGUCCAGAGGUAAAUUCCAUUUUGCCUCCAAUCUAUAACAUGCCUAAUGCAGUUCCUGGUCCACCCACCGUGAUGAGGACAUCAAGUUCAAUUCAAGCAGAGACUCCCACACCCUCACUUGUAACCCUAGGGCAGCUGCAGCCGUCUGGAUUUGCUGUAGUUUCAUCAUCUCAGUCCUCAAAAAUGGCUGAUAAAGAUUUGGAGGUUGUUCAAGUAUCAGCAUCACCAUCGUCAGAGCCACUGGUGCCAGUUCCAGCAGAAAAUCAGCCUCCAAUAUUGCCAACACCACCGGUGUCACAUGCCCAAAAGAUUUCCCGUCCAGUGACGAAAUUCACUGAGGAUUUUGAUUUUAUGGCAAUGAAUGAGAAAUUCAAAAAAGAUGAAGUAUGGGGUCAUCUUGGUAAAAGUAACAAGUUCCCAUCAAAUAAUAAUGGUGGAGAUGGACAAGGCAGUGAUGAAGAUGAUUUACAAGAUGAAUAUGACUCUGAAUUACCAAAGUUCGAGAUCAAGCCUGUCUAUAAUAAGGAUGAUUUUUUUGAUUCUCUCUCUUGCACUGCACUUGAUAAUGAUUCAAACAAUGGAAGGACUAGGUUCUCUGAGCAGUUGAAGAUUGACACAGAGACAUUUGGCGAAUUCUCAAGGUACCGGGGCGGUCGUGGAGGCCAUGGGCCUGGCCGUGGUGGUGGCCGUUCUCGAGGUUCUUACUAUGGAAGGGGGUAUGCCUCUGUUGGCCGAGGACGUGGUCGUGGCUCGUCAUAUCGUGGUUAUUAGACCAUUUUUUUGCCCUACUGUCUGGGUAGAAACUAAAGCCCUCCUGUUCAUCAGACCCAAUGGUUGGUCUAGGAAGAUGCUUUUAAUGUUUGCUCGUUCUACUUUUCUAUGCCUAAGAAAUAAAAAUCGGAUAUGUUUGUAUUGACUUUGAUGCAUCAUUUUCCCCGAAUCACCUCGUUUUUGAUUGACAGAAUGAAGAGGGGAGAUCAUUUUUACCAUUAUUUUUUAU
Molecule: messenger RNA, 2189 nt
Organism: Ilex paraguariensis (yerba mate)
Lineage: Eukaryota; Viridiplantae; Streptophyta; Magnoliopsida; Aquifoliales; Aquifoliaceae
Source: the annotation of a GenBank genome assembly